Nyctereutes procyonoides (raccoon dog) is the source of this 939-nucleotide messenger RNA. RefSeq names its product olfactory receptor 10V1-like. The transcript has a single exon. Lineage: Eukaryota; Metazoa; Chordata; Mammalia; Carnivora; Canidae. Gene Ontology annotation, molecular function: G protein-coupled receptor activity; olfactory receptor activity. The record is from RefSeq and is a predicted model, not a curated record. Gene Ontology annotation, cellular component: membrane. Bases 1 to 939 code for a protein of 312 amino acids. Gene Ontology annotation, biological process: G protein-coupled receptor signaling pathway.
AUGGAGGGUGCUAAUCAAACUGGGAUAGUUCGCUUCCACUUCCGCCCCUUCUCCAAACUCCCUGAGGUGCAGAUGUUGAUUUUUGUGGCCUUCUUGAUCAUGUACCUGGUCAGCAUCAGCGGCAAUGUCUCCAUUUCUCUCAUCAUCUGGAUCAACCGUUCUCUGCACACCCCCAUGUACUUCUUCCUGGCCAACUUGGCAGCUCUGGAGAUCUGCUACUCUUCCACCAUCGCCCCUCUGACCCUGGCCAGCGUCCUGUCCACAGAGAGAGCCCUCAUCUCCCUGCCUGGCUGUGGUACCCAGAUGUUCUUCUUCAUCUUCCUGGGUAGUGCUGACUGCAUUCUACUAGCUGUCAUGGCCUAUGACAGGUUUGUGGCCAUCUGUCACCCUUUGCGCUACACCCUCAUGAUGAGCUGGCAGUUGUGUGUGCAACUGGCCCUGGGGUCUCUGGUGCUGGGGUUCAUCUUGGCCAUGCAGCUGACUGUGCUCAUCUUCCAACUCCCCUUCUGCAGCAGUAAAGAAAUCAGUCUGUUCUACUGUGAUGUCCUCCCUGUCAUGAGACUGGCCUGUGCAGACACCUGGGUCCAUGAGGCCACCCUCUUUGUGGUCAGCAUCACCGUCCUCACUAUCCCCUUCCUGCUGAUCACUCUCUCCUACGUCUUCAUCGUGGCCGCCAUCCUGAAGAUUCGCUCGGCAGAGGGGAGGCACAAGGCCUUCUCCACUUGCUCCUCUCACCUGACUGUGGUCCUGCUGCAGUACGGAUGUGGGAGCCUCAUCUACCUGUGCCCCAGCUCCAGUUACUCUCCAGAGAGGGGCCAGGUGGUGUCUGUGGUUUACACAUUCAUCACCCCUGUGCUGAACCCCUUGAUCUACAGCAUGAGAAACAGGGAGCUUAAGGAUGCUUUGAAGAGAACCAUGAUCAGGUUCCUGUUGUCCUAA